AUGGAUCCAACUUUCAUGAAACCAGUUCAACCUUACGUGUUUAAAGCACUUAAAGAUGUGGAUAUUGCGAGUCUUGUCAAGUUAUCAACAGAAGAAAUAAGACCAAUCAUACCAUGUCUUGUUCGCAUGGCUCUGAUAUCACCGUUGGAUGUAACACAAUACUGUGCAGAAGCCAAAAGAGAAAUUCUUACCCUUCUCUCGGGCAUUGAUUUGGUCAAUUUUAUUGUAUCGUUACUCUCAAUUGAAUUUCAUCCACUUGAAGUGGACCUCAAAAAAGAACAACAAAUGAGACAAAAAUGCGGCACACAGAAUACUGAAUCAUUCUUGAUAACAAAUCCAGUAAGUGGAAUAUCAAAUGACUUUGAGCAGUCAGACUCUGCAAGACGCGUUCGACUGGUCCUGUCAGAAAUACUACAAAUGCAAGCACAGAUAACUGAGUACCAGCAGAAUAAAAAUUCUAACAGUGAUUUUUCUGUUAAACCUUCAGAAUUAUUUGACAACGACGUUUAUUUGGAGGAAAUUACUGAUGUAAUUUGUAUAAGCCUUGCAGAAUUACCCAACUUACUGAACAUCACUGAUAUUGUUGAAGUAUUACUUUAUGUUAACAAAGGUCCAGUUAUCAUAUCAUGGCUUGUAGCAAAUAUGCCAGACACGUUAUAUGAAGUUGCUGAAUCCCUUGUUCUAAAUGCUGAAAGAGGUGAAGAAGGUGGUAUUCGGGCAAAGGCAUUAUUAAGUUUAUGUGCAAUGUGUCCCUAUUUAGCGGCAUUUGUAAGAGCAAAAGCAGUUACAGCUUCCCGUUUACCAGCACUAGUUAUAAACCUUACUUUAAUACAUCAUCAAGAUGAUUUGGUAUCUUUUAUGUCAGGUCUACUACUGGGCUUCGAUCAAUCAACUAGGGGCUGGUUUGCAUCUUUUCUUAGAAAUUUUCAUAAAAGAGGUAAAGGCGAUGGUAACGCAGCAUUAAUUAAACUACGACAAGAAUUACUUAAUAGGCUGAAAGAAGCUGCUGCAGGCGUUGACGCAUCAGCAUUAUUAAGGCUGUAUUGUGCUCUUAGAGGAAUUGCAGGAAUAAAGUUUCAAGAUGAUGAAGUGUCUGGACUUUUGAGAUUAGUUACUCAAAAGCCACCACCAACACCCGCCGGUGUUCGUUUUGUAUCUUUAAGUCUCUGCAUGAUCCUCGCCUGUCCAUCUCUAAUGGCUGCACCAGAGCAUGAGAAAAAGGCCAUUGAAUGGGUACAGUGGUUGGUCAAGGAAGAAGCUUAUUUCGAAAGCACUUCAGGUGUUACGGCGUCGUUUGGGGAAAUGCUGCUACUGAUUGCAAUUCAUUUUCAUUCUGGACAGUUGGCUGCAGUUGGCGAACUUGUUUGCGCCACUCUCGGUAUGAGAGUACCCGUUCGUCCAAACGGCCUGGCUCGUAUUAAACAAGCGUUUACGCAAGAAAUAUUUACAGAACAGGUAGUGACCGCUCAUGCAGUAAAAGUUCCAGUUACAGCAAAUCUUAACAGUAACAUACCAGGGUAUUUACCAGUACAUUGCAUUCAUCAACUGCUGAAAUCUCGAGCGUUUUCUAAGCAUAAGGUGCCCAUCAAAAAUUGGAUAUAUAGACAAAUCUGCAGUUGUACAGCACCCUUACAUCCCGUUAUGCCAGCUCUUGUCGAAGUCUAUGUUAGCUCUAUACUCGUUAUUAACAAUAAAGGUGCCAAUGAGUAUGUUAAUAAGCCUAUAACUGAAGAAGAGAUAAGAAAAGUAUUUAGAAACUCAAUAUUCGGAGUAAACUUUGAUUCUCAAACCAGCAAACCAUUUUCUCCCAUGGAAACAGAUAGUGCAGAAUCAUCAGUUGAUAUUCAAAUAGAAAAACCAACGUUAGCCUCCCAAUUACUGCUUAUUUAUUACCUUCUUCUUUACGAAGAUGUUCGACUUUCAAAUACAGCAACACUGAUAGCUAAUGGUAGAAAAAUAAAAAGUUAUUCAGCAGCUUUUCUCUCUGAACUACCAAUUAAAUACUUGCUGCAUCAAGCACAAAAAGAUCAAAUGAGCUAUGGUGGAUUGUUCAGUCCGCUGCUUCGUUUAUUAGCCACUCAUUUUCCUCAGCUUUCUCUUGUUGAUGAUUGGAUGGAUGAUCAAGUUUUUGGCGAUUUGUGUCGACAUCAAAUCGACGUACAUUUAUCAGAAUCUUCGAUAAAUGAAGCAUUUUUAUGUAUUGAAGAAAAUCCCUACAAAACAGGAAAGAUUUUAAAAGCAAUGCUAAGCAAGAACCCCACAGAUAUUUGGCCUUUUGCAGAAAUGUUUGUGAAAUAUUUCAAAAGUGUACUCAGUGACCAAGUACCAAGACACAUUCAAGAAUUAUAUCGAGAAGUUUGGCUACGAUUGAACACUGUCCUACCUCGUUGUCUCUGGAUUAUGACUAUUAAUGCUCUACUUGAUAUCAACGGCAAUGGCAGAAAUGUUACCAUUACACAAGAAAAUAUUUUAGUAGACCCUUUACAAGUUUUAAGAUGUGACAUCAGAGUUUUUAGAUGUGGACCAAUUUUAAAAAUAAUACUUAGAAUAUUGGAAGCCAGUUUAGCUGCUUCUAGAAGCCAAUUAAGUCGUCAUUUGCUAGAUAAACCUCUACUAGAGAAGAGUGGGCAACUGACAUCAGAUUCAGAAAGGGAAGAAUUAAAGAAUGCUUUGGUUGCUGCCCAAGAAAGUGCAGCAUUACAAAUAUUAUUGGAGGCCUGUUUAGAAACAAGUGAAGACCAAGUUAAACCAGAACUUAUGUGGUCUUUGCGCGAAGUAAGAAGUAUUAUUUGUUCUUUUCUGCAUCAAAUAUUUAUAUCUGAGCCGUCGUUAGCUAAACUCGUACAUUUUCAAGGAUAUCCGAGAGAACUAAUACCAGUAACUGUUCAAGGAAUUCCUUCAAUGCAUAUUUGCUUAGAUUUUAUCCCUGAACUUUUAAGCCAAGCAUCACUAGAGAAACAAAUAUUUGCAGUUGAUUUAGUAUCUCAUUUAUCAAUUCAGUAUGCUUUGCCAAAAGCAAUGUCUAUUGCAAGAUUGUGCGUUAAUACCCUUUCUACUCUUUUAUCAGUACUGCCCAGCGAUUUACGUCUGGAACUAUUUCAACCUGUUCUUAAGUCGCUUGUAAGAAUUUGCACUGCUUUUCCUUCACUUCUAGAGGAUAUUACAUCUUUAUUAUUACAACUUGGGAGAAUAUGUGAAUCACAAGCAUCUCUUGGCCAUUACUGGAAUGAUGCAAACAUUUUGGGUGAAGGAGCUUAUGUUGAGUCCGAUGUCAAGAAGACACUAAAGUUCUAG
Messenger RNA from Parnassius apollo (apollo), 3294 nucleotides. The record is from the annotation of a GenBank genome assembly. Lineage: Eukaryota; Metazoa; Arthropoda; Insecta; Lepidoptera; Papilionidae.